Molecule: messenger RNA, 1524 nt
Organism: Helianthus annuus (common sunflower)
Lineage: Eukaryota; Viridiplantae; Streptophyta; Magnoliopsida; Asterales; Asteraceae
Product: protodermal factor 1-like
Exons: 5
Coding region: 1-1524 (507 amino acids)
Source: RefSeq, a predicted model, not a curated record
AUGGUGACAAGCAAAGCCCUACAAACUUGUUUUCUUUUAUGGGCAUUUGCAGCUUGUUUAUCAACUGCUUCUUCAAGCUUUCAAGAUGAAACAAACCCAAAUGCAAUCUCUCCUCCCCCUGUUGUCUCUUACCAAAAUCCAAAGCUGGAUUGUGCAAAUGAACCACCAGCAGUUUCAAGUCCACCACCAGCUGAUCAUGCGGAUAAUCCUCCACCCGCAGUUUCAUAUCAGAAUCCACCUCCUGCUGAGGCUAAUCCACCGUCAGGCGGCAGCAUAACACCACCAUCUCACUCGCACAAGCAUCACCACCACCACCAUCACCAAAAACCACCUACUAACUGCGAUAUUCCACCUACUAGUGGCUAUAACAACCCCACCCCGCCACCUCCUAUUGACUAUCAUAAUGAGCCUCCAAGCAGUGGUACCAGUCCUCCUAAUACACCCACAGAGCAACCUGCUGUACAACCUCCUUCUCCCGUCGAGGAUCACAACCCAGCUGUAGCACCCUCUCCCAUCGAGAAUGACAACCCUUCCCCGACACCCUCUGGAUAUCACUACUACCCUCCACCUUCCACCACCACAUCGCCACCUCCCACCAACUACCAUAAUGAACCUCCAAGUAGUGCUAACAGUCCUCCUUAUGGUACUCCUAAUACACCUGCAGAGCAACCUGCUGUUCAACCUCCUUCCCCCGUCGAGGAUCACAACCCAGCCGCAGCACCCUCUCCCAUCGAGAACAACAACCCUUCCCCAACACCACCCUCUGGAUAUCACUACUACCCUCGACCUUCCAACCCCACCCCGCCACCUCCCACCGACUACCAUAAUGAACCUCCAAGUAGUGCUAACAGUCCUCCUUAUGGUACUCCUAAUACACCUGCAGAGCAACCUGCUGUGCAACCUCCUUCCCCCGUUGAGGAUCACAACCCAGCCGUAGCACCCUCUCCCAUUGAGAAUGGCAACCCUUCCCCGACACCACCCUCCGGAUAUCACUACUACCCUCCACCUUCCACCACCACCCCACCCUCCACGUCUCCCGACGCUGACACACCAUCCACUGCUCCUAACGCUAACACACCCUCCACCACCCCACCAACACAUACCAAGCCCACUACUCCCCGGUCAAAAACACCGCCAGUCACCGGUAAAACGUCUCCAUCACCUCCAUACUUCCCACAUUUACCCUUCUUUGGUGGUACAUGCGAUUUCUGGAAGGGACAUCAGCACUUGUUAUCGGAUCUACUCACGUGGUGGCGUACGACGUUUGGUCGAGGCGACGAUACUCCUGGACUAAACAUGAACUUUCAAGAAGCACUUUCAAACACCAGAACCGAUGGCAUUGGUGCACUUUACCGUGAAGGAGCCGCUUCUUUGCUAAACUCCAUGGUGAACAAGAACUUCCCCUUCACAACGAGCGAUGUCCAAGAUAGUUUCUUGGCUGCACUUCGAUCGAACAAGGCUGCAGCGGCUCAGGCAGAGGUUUUCAAGCUAGCUAAUGAGGGUCGACUCAAGCAAAGAGUUUAG